AUGGCGGAAGAACCAUUGGGAGAAGGGAGCCAAACAAACGGGAGCAAACAAAGCACGGCGAGCCCAAAGUCUGGUGUGGUGCUUACCUCAGCACGAGGCCGGUUCCCCGAGACACCAAAGCGGGACAGUGAAAAUUUGGCUGCGACUUUCGCACCUGCAGACGUUCUGGAAUUGAUGCAGAAGCCAAAUGCGAGCGAAGCGAGUCUCCCUCCAGAGCCUCGCCCUUCAAAUACCCCUCCCAUCCCCCCCGCCCUCUCUGACUUUCCCCGUGACAUCCCCCCGCUGUCCCUGCGCCCGCUCGCCCUCCUCUUCCGUCUCACGCCCACCAACCUGCUGCCGUCUCUCUCAACCUGCUCCGCAGCGCACCCCUCCCCCCCCCAUCUCCGCUAUCUCCGUUGCGCCCGUGCAUGCAAGGUCGGUUGUUACGUGUACAGAAGAGCAGCACACCUGACGAGGUCCGGCACCUUCGACCAGGCUAUCGACAUGCAAUCUUACCCCGCGAAACGAAGCAUCGAGACGAGCGCGGCUGAGCUCGACGCGAAGCUCGAGCUUCUCUCGCAGCUGUGCUUGCCAGACUUUGACUGCACCUCCUUCGAGGGGUACCCGUGCCCCCCCUCGUGUGCGGACGAGGAGUGGAUGGCCGGAUACAAGUCUGUCGUGGACGCGUCCACGAACUCUUCCGUGUCUACCAUGUUCGACGACGAGGAGGACAUGGACGCGUGCAACCCGCACCUCUACGACCCCACCCUGUUCUCAGACCCGCGGUACGCGUCGGGGGCGACGGCGACGGAGUCGCGUGCGCAGUGGCCGCAUCAGCACGCACCGAGCGAGAUCGACAAGCCUUUGCCCGAAAUCCCACGUCCCUCUCUCAUUCGCAGGGGCGUUCCGGAUGCCCCACCUCCCUCCCCGUACGCGGCAAAACCGCCGAUGCCGUUGCCCUUCUCGGAGACGCCCCCGUCUUCGCCGCUGGGAUCGGAGUUUACGAAUCUCUCGCGACCGAGUAUGACCCCUACACCCCCUGCCUCUCCGCCUCGUUCUCCAAAAGGACAUACAUUCCCUCGCGCUCAGGUCAACUCCGCGGGCGUCACCCCGGCCGUGAAAUCGCGAGCACCUGUUGUGCAGCGGCAUGCAACCUAUCCCUCUCUGACAUCUGCUCUCGAUCUGUUGGAGGACAGACAUACCUCUGCGGAGAAGCGGCUGGGUGUACUUGUAUCGGAUGAUAGGCAGGUUGGUGACGAAUCCUUCCUUCCGGUUCCAUCUUCCCGCGACAGAAGUAUCAGCGUCGGCCGAAGCGGUGCUGAAGGCAUAAAGCCCGCUCUGACAAGCAGGAUCCCAAGUCUCAAGCGGAAGCAGCGCCCCGCGCUGCCUGCACUCUCGACGUCCACCUCGUCUCCGCAGCUGCGCACGCUUGUCAGCUUGGGUACAGCAUCGUCCAUGUCGUCUACCUCUUCCCAUGGUACCACAACCGCACCCGCAUCUCCAGUUGCGACAAUGCCGACCACUUCUCUAUCAGACUCUUCCGCCCCAUUCCCGUCGUCUCACGCUGCGCUCGAGGACGACGCUCCUCUGCUCUCGUCUCGGUGGUCUGUGGACUCGGUAGCUUCGAGGCCAACACCGUCCUCCCAGGCCUCGCUCAGUCCCUCUUCGGGCCCGCAAUCCCCGACCUUGGGCAGAAAGCGAGAUCGGCUGAUUAGUUUCAUUACCCGGGGACGCUCAGGCUCUCUGGGGAAGCCCCCGGCGCCCGCCAUGCCCUCUGCAGACCCCGACGUUCUAGACAUCAGCCGGCGCUCUGAGGGCAAAGAGCCGCACUUGACGAUCGUAUCUCCACGCCCGUCCCUCUCCAAUCCUCUGCCGCCGCUGCCGGUCGCCAUCUCCGCGUCGUUCUCGUCCUCGUCGUCCCGCUCGUCGGCCGCCUCGUCCGCAUCCAGCCUCCCCACUCCUGCGGAGCCCUCGCGUCGCACGCCGUCGCCGAAGGUCGCAGAGCUCGCGCCCGCGGCCACCGAUCCCGCGAGCGGCGAUUUUGAACGCCGGUACUCGGGCUCGGGCGCGCUGCUCCAGCCGUUUGAGUACCAGCAGUGCCAAGACCAGGAGCUGCCGUCACCGCCCGCGUCGCCCCCGCCCGAGCCCACGCUCCCCCUGCCGUCGCCCGGCACGCCGUCGCCGUCGUUCUUGAUGGUGCCGCAGCCGCGCUCGCACUCGUUCUUCUCCCUGGCGCUGAAGCGCCGCCCACGCCGCCGCGGGAAGAUGCUCAUCAUUACGGGCGUGCCCGACGACGAGGACCGGAGCAGGUAUGACAGCUUUGUGCGGUGGUGCGAGAGUUUCGGGGAGCUGCGGAAGAUAUCCAGACAGCCCGACGGGACGCUGCACGUGUUCUGGCGGCAGUGGGAGGCCGCGGAUAUGGUGUGCCGGCUGAACGCGCAGGUGUCUAUCAGGGACGUCGGGCGCGUGAACAUCGUCUGGCGGUACACCAACUAG
This is a messenger RNA of Fibroporia radiculosa, 2475 nucleotides long. RefSeq lists its product as uncharacterized. Bases 1 to 2475 code for a protein of 824 amino acids. The record is from RefSeq and is a predicted model, not a curated record. The transcript is spliced from 4 exons. Lineage: Eukaryota; Fungi; Basidiomycota; Agaricomycetes; Polyporales; Fibroporiaceae.